AUGUCUGCAAAUUCGAGCAAAGUUGGGCUGGAUCAUUGCCCUCGUCUCCUACAGGACGAUCUUGCUCUAUCCCCAGAAUGCGAAGGCUACAGCGAUUAUACCUACGUUCCAUGGGGCUGGCUUGUGGAUCUAUCUAGCAUUCGAACACACCAACAUCUAUUAGAAGGCUGGAACUUCACCGACUCUUGGCUUCAUGGUGUUCUCGGCAUCCCGCCUGAAGACACUUUCUACCUCAAAGACGCCAACCGCAACCACUACUCCUUCCAGGACUUCCUCAGCCGCGACCCCACCCCCCUCCGCAAGUACAACGAGAGCAUCCACAUCGCCGCCCUCGCCCGCCGCCCCGAACGUCUCCUCGUCCUCGGCACCCUCUUCGGCUCCUCCCGCCUGCACCUCCGCGCCCCCGCGCACUACCUCCUCCGCAAGCGCAUCCGCGCGCACAUGGCCCUCGCGAACGCGCCCCUCGCCCUCGUCGCCGCCCGCAUCCGCGGCGCGCUCGACCCCGCCGGCCGCGGCGCGUACCUCGCCGUGCACCUCCGCGUCGGGGACGGCGCGUUCGCGUGGCACGCGCACGAGAACGCGCGCGCGGCGUGGUGGCGCCUCCUCCGCGGGCCCCUGGGCGACGCGUUCCCGGACGACGACGCGGUCGCCGCGCUCGAACUCGCGCUCUUCCCGAACGAGGCCUCGGGGGCCCCUCCCGCCCUGUCCCCGGACGUCCCCGCGCUCCGCGCGCCCGUGCCCCCGCGCCCCCCGUUCCCAUGGCCUGCCCCGGUGCGCGGGCAGCGCAUGUGGGGGAGCGGCGUGCCCGAGGAUGGUCCGAAGUGCCGGGGGCCGCUGCACACGGCGCCGCACCUCCGCGCGCUGAACGCGCCGCUGUACGUCGCGACGGACGCGCGAGAGCCGACGCUCGCCGCGCCGCUGUGGCGGUUCGUGCGCACCUUCCCCUGCGCGUUCUUCCUCGAGGACUUUGCGGGAGACACGCGGUACACGGGCGCGCUGCGCGGCCUGCGCAACCCCGCGGACGGGGUGGCGCUCGGCCCGUUCUUGAUGCCGCUGUUGGACGCGAUGGUGGCGGGGCAGGCGUGGGCGGUGGUGGGGACGGAGGGGAGCACGUUUAGUGCGUAUGUGACGGACGUGCUGUGGAGGACGCAUCAUGGGUAUGAGAUCGUGCAGAGGGGGUGA
Molecule: messenger RNA, 1182 nt
Organism: Epithele typhae
Lineage: Eukaryota; Fungi; Basidiomycota; Agaricomycetes; Polyporales; Epitheliaceae
Exons: 1
Coding region: 1-1182 (393 amino acids)
Source: RefSeq, a predicted model, not a curated record